Trichogramma pretiosum is the source of this 1143-nucleotide messenger RNA. RefSeq names its product aryl-hydrocarbon-interacting protein-like 1. Bases 106 to 1059 code for a protein of 317 amino acids. The record is from RefSeq and is a predicted model, not a curated record. NCBI's taxonomy places the organism in Eukaryota, Metazoa, Arthropoda, Insecta, Hymenoptera, Trichogrammatidae. The transcript has 5 exons. Gene Ontology annotation, molecular function: protein binding; peptidyl-prolyl cis-trans isomerase activity.
ACCCGUCGAACUGUCAUUUUCACAGACUCACGAGUGUAUUGUUUGUCUUUAAAUAAUGACACUAUUUUAGAAACUGUUUGACAUCUCAGUGAAAAAUCAAUCAAAAUGGAUAACCUUAUUGUUAAAAGAAUACUUCACUCAGGGAAAAAAGUUGUUAAAUUCGUUCCUGGAACCAAAGUAAUUUUUCAUUUUCAAACUACAAAAUGUGAUGCUGCGAAAACAGUGAUUGAUGAUAGCAGAAAAAUGAGUAAACCUAUGGAACUUAUCAUUGGAAAACAAUUUAAACUUGAAGUUUGGGAAGUAAUUGUUCAAAAAAUGGCUAUCAACGAAGUUGCUGUUUUUACUGUUGAUAAAUCUCUGGUUGGGCCCUACCCAUUUGUAUCUAAAACUCUUAGAGAGUCUGGAAAACCAAAUGAUCAACGAUCUCACCAUUGUUGUGGAGUAACAUUACAAAAUGAAGGAAUUGGAUAUGAUGAUUUGAAUGAUCUCAUUAAACAUCCACAAAAUUUAGAAUUUACUAUAGAAUUAUUACAAGCUGUACAACCUACUGAGUAUGAAAAAGAAUCAUGGCAAAUGACUGAAAAAGAAAAACUUGAUAAUGUUCCUGUUCUACGAGAAAAAGGAAAUGCUUUAUUUCGACAAAAAAAUUAUGAAGCAGCAUCAGAAAUGUAUGCUAAAGCAAUUGGAAUAGUGGAACAACUUAUGCUUAGUGAAAAACCAAAGGACCCAGAAUGGUUAAAGUUGGAUGCCUUAAAAGUACCACUACUAUUAAAUUAUUCUCAAUGUAAACUUAUUAAUAAGGAAUAUUAUGCCGUCAUAGAGCAUUGUAAUACUGUUCUAAAGAGUGACCCAAAUAAUGUUAAAGCAUUUUAUAAAAGGGGCAAAGCACAUAUUGGGGCAUGGAACGAAAAAGAAGCAAUAGCAGAUUUAACAAAAGCAGCUGAAUUAGACAAAUCUUUGCAAGCUACCAUUGACAAAGAACUGCAAUUAUUUGCAAAUAAUAUUAAAGAAAGAGAUAAAAAACAGUCAAAGCAAUUUGCAAAUAUGUUUACAAGUUAAUUUUAUUUGUGAUUCCAAGUGAUAUGUUAAAGUAUUCGAUAAUCAAUGCUUUGGCGCAUAGUCAUACAAUGAACUUCAUCAAUU